UACAGCAUAUGGACAUAAUCUUGUAUUUCAUUGCAUUGAACUCAUCGUUCCCAUUGAUUUUGACUUAUUUAGCAUUGUUAUUGCACCAAAAACAAAAAAAACAAAAAACAAAAUACAACAAUGGACAAAAUAAAUACUUACAUAAAUAGACAUUGCAUUGCUACAACCAUUUCCAGCAAGCCACAAAAAAAGAAAAAAAAUGGAUAUGAUAAUGAUGAUGAAGAAUGAAGAAAACCAAGGGAAGCGUCGUGCGUAUGCUGGAGAAGGCGAGGCUAAGGGCGCUCGUCGUGUUAAAAGGCAGCGCCGAGAUGUAGUGGUGCCACUUAGUGGCGAUGACAACGAAACUCGAACUGACCAAACCCCGGCUGCUGCUGCUACAACCGUGAAAAGAAGUUCAAGAUUUCGCGGAGUUAGCAAACAUAGAUGGACGGGAAGAUAUGAAGCUCACUUGUGGGAUAAGCUCUCAUGGAAUGUGACACAGAAGAAGAAAGGAAAACAAGUUUAUCUUGGAGCUUAUGAUGAAGAGGAAUCUGCAGCCAGAGCUUAUGAUUUAGCUGCAUUGAAGUAUUGGGGGACAUCAACUUUUACUAAUUUUCCGGUAACAGAAUACGAAAAAGAGAUUGAGAUAAUGCAAACUGUAACCAAAGAGGAAUAUCUAGCCACCUUAAGAAGAAAGAGCAGUGGAUUCUCAAGAGGAGUGUCCAAAUACAGAGGAGUUGCAAGGCACCAUCAUAAUGGGAGAUGGGAAGCACGAAUAGGGCGAGUUUUCGGAAACAAAUACCUUUAUCUUGGCACCUACUGCACCCAAGAGGAGGCAGCUCAUGCCUAUGACAUUGCUGCAAUCGAAUACAGAGGGAUCAAUGCAGUCACCAAUUUCGAUCUGAGCACUUACAUAAGAUGGUUAAAGCCGCAAGUCGCAGCGAAUGACCCGCAGACAGUUGCAGACUCUCGAAUGUUUCCGUCGAUCGGUAACUACUUAACACGAGAAGAAUGUAAACCAUCAUUCUUCAGCACUACUCCUUUCGAUCAAGAUUGCACAAAUUCUCCGCGAAAACAAGAAGAGUUCCGAAGCAAAACCCCGAUCAGCCCAUGUAGCAAGACUUCAUCGCCCACUGCACUUAGCCUCCUACUUCGAUCCUCGAUUUUCAGGGAGUUGGUAGAGAAGAACUCCAGUGUCUCUGAGGAAGAAAACGAAGGAGAAGAAUCGACCAAGAAUCAAAUACAAAUAGAUGAGUUUGGAGAAAUCUUUUACGAUGGAAUUGGUGAUAUUCCAUUUGCUUACGCUUCCAAUAAAGAAGGGUUAGAGAUUGAAGAUAGAGAACUUCAAUUCGUGUUAUAAUCGAACAAGUAUUCGCACCUGGUACAUCAACGUGUAAAUAAGUUUGUCGAUUAGAACAGUUUGCAUGGUUUGCAGAUUUGAUUUCAUUCUGGGAAUUGAUCGUAUUUGUAAGAAAAAAAGUUUUUGUCUGCACAACAGGAUUAUUCAACAUAACAUCUAUAUGUCCGUGUUCAGUGUUCACUGCUUGAAGGCAAGUUUAGGCAAACUAAUAUAUAAUAACCCAUUGUUCAGUGUUCAUUAUGCUGCGUUCAGAAUUACAGUAAA
Molecule: messenger RNA, 1603 nt
Organism: Mercurialis annua (annual mercury)
Lineage: Eukaryota; Viridiplantae; Streptophyta; Magnoliopsida; Malpighiales; Euphorbiaceae
Product: AP2-like ethylene-responsive transcription factor At1g79700
Exons: 8
Coding region: 200-1339 (379 amino acids)
Biological process (GO): regulation of DNA-templated transcription
Molecular function (GO): DNA binding; DNA-binding transcription factor activity
Source: RefSeq, a predicted model, not a curated record